AUGUCGCUUCUAGUACUAUAUUAUCUUCUGUUGCCCUUGCUGCUCUUGAUAGCUUCCACAGAGGCAUCGUUCCUCGAUCUCUAUCCGCCAUCUACACAGAAGGCAAAUCCCAGGAAAUCUAUAGAGACCCCCGACUUGGUUAAUUUGAUACGCUCAAGGACAGCGCAACAUGACAGCGCCUUUUCAAAUGCAAUACAACUCCUUGAAUCAAUGAAGUCAUCGCCGUCAUGCAGUAGAAUCGCUGCUAUGAAACUUCUCACAUCUUGCCAAAGCCUCAGUAGUGCUGAAAGCUCAGGUGGAGCCGAAAUUGUACACACCCUGGACCAAGUAAAGUCUAUAUAUGCUGCAAGACUAGCCCUGUGCGAACUUUCAGGAGCUGGAGCUACAAUCCCGGUGUCAUGCUCAUCGAUCCGAAUCGCCUCUGACCGAAUACACAACGAUUCUACAAUUGACUUGAUAGAUAUUGCCGACGAUUUUGCAGCGCCUAUUGUGGAAGGAUGUCUUCGAGGGUUGGAGUCAAGACCUCAAUGGUGGACGAGUUACAGCAAUAGCAGACAAAAUGCGAUUGUCAUUUGUCAGGCAGCGCGCAUUGAAAUCGAAAAGGAGGAAAUUUUGAAUCUACACCAGUCACUUGCCAAAAAUGCAGAAAAUCUCAACUUGGCUUUACAGUCAGCGCUACAUGAUGCAGCUGCCGAGAAUGUUCAACAAAAGGCAUUUAUGGAAGAAGUACACAAGCUGAGGAAUCAGCUUACAGCCGAGCUCCAAAAAGACAGCAAUCGAGCAAGGAGGCUCUUUACUGGGCUUCUCCAGGAUUUCGAAGGCAUUGUGAGCACUAGUGUCUCAAAAGUUCUUUCACUUUUGAAAGAUGUGGAAGAAGACUCUUCUAUACUGACUCAGGGCAUGCAUAUCUCUAUCACGGAUAUUGCGCAAUUACGACGUCAAAUAAAUGAGAUAUUUAACGAACUAGAACGCCGAAAUUCUGAAUUCAAAGACCUGCAAGGUCAAGAUAUGAGGAACAUGGAGUCUAACCAUGAGCGGACACUGCUCAUGCAAGCGUCCUUGAACAAUAUGCAGGAGAGAGUUGCCGGGGUGGAUGGAGCGUUGGAAUGGUUGGUUGAACGUUUUGCAGCAAUCCACCAACAAGAGACUCUUAUACUAGAGAGACUGCAAACUUUCGAAACCCACUUGGAAAAGUCUGAGGCGCGUGCGGCAAGACUUCUUGAAACACAAACAUAUCAUGCCAAGGCCAUCGAGACACAAGCUCAGGCUCAAGAAGCUCUAGGUGCCCACACAAAAGUUGUAUUCGCCUUGCUUGAGAAGCUCACAGCUCGCGCAGCCAACCUCGAAUCCAUGCUAGAGGAAACGGGGGCUAAAUUCAAAGGUCUUCAAGCGCUCGAUGGUUUGUUUGGCUUGAAUAUAUCACUCUGGACCGUUCUCUCGUUACUUGUCACCCUGCUCGCCGUUCAGAACCCCAAAAUGGCAGGCAUAAUAUCCGUCUUUGCCGGGUUCGCCCUGGUCUCGAGAGCUAUUUCAUAUAUUACCCCUUUUCAUUUCUCAACAGUGAUGAAUCGUAUCUGA
This is a messenger RNA of Talaromyces marneffei, 1578 nucleotides long. RefSeq lists its product as uncharacterized. Gene Ontology annotation, cellular component: endoplasmic reticulum membrane. The transcript has 5 exons. The record is from RefSeq and is a predicted model, not a curated record. NCBI's taxonomy places the organism in Eukaryota, Fungi, Ascomycota, Eurotiomycetes, Eurotiales, Trichocomaceae. The coding region runs from base 1 to 1578 and encodes 525 amino acids. Gene Ontology annotation, biological process: nuclear membrane fusion involved in karyogamy; karyogamy involved in conjugation with cellular fusion.